Molecule: messenger RNA, 2697 nt
Organism: Amphibalanus amphitrite
Lineage: Eukaryota; Metazoa; Arthropoda; Thecostraca; Balanomorpha; Balanidae
Product: bifunctional purine biosynthesis protein ATIC-like
Exons: 12
Coding region: 493-2268 (591 amino acids)
Biological process (GO): 'de novo' IMP biosynthetic process
Cellular component (GO): cytosol
Molecular function (GO): IMP cyclohydrolase activity; phosphoribosylaminoimidazolecarboxamide formyltransferase activity
Source: RefSeq, a predicted model, not a curated record
GGGCACUUCGGACGGGAGCGUGGGCAGAGGUUGUAAGACGGUGGUGGACGGGUCGCCGGAGGUGAAGUUCAAACGCCUCCUCACGACUCACGUUACAACUCGACAUUGUCCCCAUCCCUCACCCCCUCCUUCCAGAGCACAGUCGUUCAUGGAGACAGCGUCUGUAUAUUUCCAGCGAUAACCCACGCCUGCAGCCGCUCGUUCCAGCACUCGCCCCAUUCCCGGUUACUGCCCUCCGCCCGUUGUCUCGCGUCUACCCGCGUGUGGCGCGGGGACAGCCCCGGGUCGGCCGGCCGGUCGGGCAGGCCCGCAGUCUCCGAGGGCGUCUGAAGGACAGCCGAGGGGGCGUACACAACCGGCCACGUGCACACGGCGUGCGGAGAGGCGGACCGGCCGGCCGGCCGAGCGCCAGUGAGCCGGUGUGAUCAGGUGCGGGAGCGGUGCCCCGGACGGAGCUCGGCUGCUUACGAGUGAAACGCAGAAGGGAACACAAUGGCUAAACCUAUCGCGGUGCUCAGCGUGUCUGACAAGCGCGGGGUGGUGGAGCUGGCGGCCGGGCUGGCCGGCGCCGGCCUGUCUCUGGUGGCUUCCGGCGGCACCGCGGCGGCCCUCCGCGCCGCAGGCGUGGCCGUCGAGGACGUGUCGACCGUCACCGGAGCGCCAGAGAUGCUCGGCGGGCGAGUAAAGACCCUCCACCCGGCCAUACACGCUGGUAUCCUGAGCCGCCUGGACGAGGGAGACCAGCGCGACAUGCAGGCUCAGGGCUACCGGAUGAUCAGCGUGGUGGUGUGCAACCUGUACCCGUUCUCGGAGACUGUGGCCAGGCCGGGCGUCACCGUCCCCGAGGCCAUCGAACAGAUCGACAUCGGGGGCGUCACCUUGCUGCGGGCGGCUGCCAAGAACCACGCUCGGGUGGCGGCCGUGUGUGACCCGGACGACUACGAGGCCGUGCUCGCCGAGGUCAAGGCGUCGCCCAGCGGAGACACCACGCUGGAGACCAGACAGCGGCUGGCGCUGAAGGCGUUCCUGCAUACUGCGCGGUACGACGAGGCCAUCUCGCACUACAUGUGCCACCAGCUGGCGGAGCCGCGCACCGCCAUCACCCUGCGCUACGGCAUGAACCCGCACCAGAAGCCGGCGCUGCUGUACGGAGGCGACGGCCACCUGCCGCUGACGGUGCUGAACGGCUCUCCGGGCUACAUUAACCUGCUGGAUGCGCUCAACGGCUUCCAGCUGGUGCGCGAGCUGACCGAGGCCCUGGCGCUGCCGGCGGCCGCCUCGUUCAAACACGUCAGCCCGGCCGGCGCCGCCGUCGGCCUGCCCCUCACAGAGACGGAGGCCAAGGUGAACAUGGUGUCGGACGUGGCUGACGCGCUCACGCCGCUGGCGGCCGCGUAUGCGCGCGCGCGCGGCGCCGACCGCAUGUCGUCGUUCGGCGACUUUGUCUCGCUCUCUGAGCGGUGUGACCUGGCCACGGCGCGGCUGAUCGGCCGGGAGGUUUCUGACGGUGUUAUUGCUCCCGGCUACACGGAUGAAGCUCUUGAGGUCCUGAAGAAGAAGAAAGCCGGAAAGUAUUGUGUACUUCAGAUGGACCCCGCGUACAAGCCGCCGCAGAUGGAGACUCGAACCGUGUACGGCCUGCGGCUGGUGCAGGCGCGCAACGACGCCCUCAUCGGCCGGGACAUGUUCACCAACGUCGUCUCGGCCAACAAAGAGCUGCCGGAGUCGGCCGUGCGGGACCUGAUCGUGGCCACCAUAGCUCUCAAGUACACCCAGUCCAACAGCGUGUGCUACGCGCGCGACGGUCAGGUGAUUGGUCUGGGCGGCGGCCAGCAGUCGCGCAUCCACUGCACGCGCCUGGCCGGCGACAAGGCCGACCGCUGGUGGCUGCGGCACCACCCAGCCGUGCUAGGACUCCAGUUCGUAGCCGGCACCAAGCGCGCCGACGUGGCCAACGCCGUCGACAACUUUGUCGGCGACACGGUGGGCAAGGACAUGAGCCGCGCGCAGUUCACGCGGCUGCUGGAGGCGGAGCCGGCCGAGCUGACCGCUGACCAGCGGCGCGACUGGGUCGGCCAGCUGCGCGGCGUGGCCGUCAGCUCGGACGCCUUCUUCCCGUUCGAGGACAACGUGCACCGGGCGCGCCAGUCUGGCGCCGACUAUAUCGCCGCGCCGGCCGGCUCGGUCAACGACGCGGCGGUUACGGCGACCGCUGACGCGCACGGGAUGGUGAUGGUGCACACGGUCACGCGCCUGUUCCACCACUGACCACGCCACCGCCCGGGAGACUCCGAGAGAGACAAAAAGACAACGCCGAGUCUCCUACACCAACCAGUGCUGCCCUUUUGCACGUUUUGGCCUUACAGUAUUCAUCGAUGAUAGCCGAUAGGAUGGUAGGUUUCUACUGCCUAUCGAAUUGUUGAUAGCUUAUGCGAUUGUACAUAGGACCGAUUCUCCCGUUAUUCCAAUAAACCUAAGGAUAUUUAGCACCGAUUGGCGAAAAUAUCGCCACAUUGUAGUUCAAUUUCUUACGCAAGCAUUGGAUAUAUGUAUGACGGUAGGUAGCGUAUAUGCUUCCAUUUAUAGUGCCAUAGCCAAUCCACAUUGUUUUGUAUUCUCAGCUCCAGCAUUCACAAGUCACAACCGCGCAGAAAUGAUGUCCAAUUGUCAUUCGUGAAUAGAGUGGUUUAUGCUAAA